Messenger RNA from Paramuricea clavata, 1949 nucleotides. Lineage: Eukaryota; Metazoa; Cnidaria; Anthozoa; Malacalcyonacea; Plexauridae. The record is from the annotation of a GenBank genome assembly.
GAAAAAUAUUAAUUUAAUCGUUUACGAAACGUAUUAUUUAAAAGACGUGUGUCUAGGGAACUAUAUAUAGCAAUUUGGCAUUCGUUCGGGGCUCAUAGCGAAUAUGAUAAACCUCUCAACGGAAAGUUCAGCAGUUGAGAAUUCUAAGGAAUUGCUACAUUCAAAACGAUCUAGGGGAAAGGUUCGUCUUCCCCCACUAUCUACAAGGCAACUUACAAGAUAUACUCCGCAACAGGAGGCGAUAAUGCAGAUCGGACGUGAAAGAGAUCCGUCUUACAGUUCAAACCUCCCUUCACCGUUCAUUACAGAAAAACUUCUUACUCCGACUGGCGACUACAAGUGUCCAAGAAGUCCAUCCAAUUUAUCUCUGCAGUUUAAUUUUGAGGAGCCACGAUAUGCCGAAACAGCUGGACCGUUUGAGGAGAAAAUGGAUAGAGUCAAGGCUGUUAGUAAAAAUGGCCAGAAACGAGUUAAAAGCUCUUUGUCGAAGACACCGCGUAACGGAAAAAACAUUAAGAUGAGACCAAAGGGUUAUCAUAUCCUAAACAACGAAGAGUCAAUUGCACUCAUAGAAAAGCCAGCAGCAAGCAGGGAAAGACAGAGUAGCACAAUUACAGGAACAUCAACAAUUAGACCACAAGCUCGUGAAGACAAGGCGGCCAAGCCAUCCGUAGGGACUGGUUUGCGUGUCGAGAGGGCAAACUCUGGUAAAGAGCGUAAAAGAUCAACGUAUGAUUUACGCGAGUUUCUAUCACUACCCUCUAAGGCUGAACACAAAAUAAAUUCAAUGUCACCAUGUUUAAAUAGCAAAGCUAACCUUACGCAACACGAUGAGAAAAAGCCUGUAAAAUUAUCACCUAAGUCCAAAUCAUCGAUCGAUGAUUGUACUUACGAUGUUUUUGAAUUUUUAUCACUGUCGGCAGAAUCGUCAAGACAUUUGACAGGUGUUGGGCAAAAGAAAUUAAAAGAAAUGCGACCCCAAAAAGCUGCAAAAGGAAAAGGCGCCGCCAAAUCAACUAAGAAGCGAGAAAUUCCGUCCGUCAUUGUUGCAGAUUGGAACUUGAAUGACGAUUCUCCUAAGACAAAACAAUUGAUACGACACAGUCGUGAACUACCUAAAGCUAAUUUUCCAAGUGACGACUUUCCCAGGAAGAGUGAGCGCCACUCAACGCUAGAAAAGCCAAAAACAUCUGGACAACGAAACUCCGUUUACAAUCUAAACGAGUUUCUAAUGUUACCAGACGUUGCCCGCCGUCAUUCAAUAAAAAAAGUAAAUCCUCAGCCUCAGGACGCAAAACCACGAUCCAAUUCCUUGGAGACAGAUUCCAUCAGGGAACCUGAUGUUAAAUACGACUUAGGCGAAUUUCUUAACUUCCUCGAGUCAGGUAGCGGUGGUUUGCAGGUAAACACAGCCAGUCGUGAACGGUCAGUGGGCGAGUUACGAAACCGUAGUUUAUCAGUUUAUGAUGUAUACGAAUUUUUGAAGUCCUCUAAUGCUAAAGAACUGUCCGCCGGUGUAGAAGGUGCUAAUGAAAGCCAAAGUAAUCCAUCAAUUAUAGAUGUGACAACCUUGGUUGCGAAAACUUCGCCAAGUAUAAAGAACGAGGAAAAUUCUUCCCAGGCUAGUUGUUACAAUUUACGAGAAUUUCUCACACUACCUGUGACAAUAGAAAGCAAUCAAAAUGAAUCACAAAAUAGUAUGAAUUCAAGUGAACGAUUAAAAAUUAACUAAAAGCAAUUUUCUGAACAUUGAUUCAAUGACAGACUUGGCAGACAUUCAUAAUAUACUCGUUAAUACGUAUACAGUUCUUUGAAAUAUAUCAGUACUGCGUAACAUUUCUACGAACAUGUCGACUAAGUUUUGGGAUUUUUGAAUGGGACCGAGGUCGAGGAAAAAAAUUCUUAUUUCUUCAGUUCUAUAUUGAGGGUCCUGAAGGGGUAAAAUGGGA